Messenger RNA from Ceraceosorus guamensis, 2868 nucleotides. RefSeq lists its product as hypothetical. The transcript has 5 exons. The record is from RefSeq and is a predicted model, not a curated record. The annotation marks the transcript as partial. Lineage: Eukaryota; Fungi; Basidiomycota; Exobasidiomycetes; Ceraceosorales; Ceraceosoraceae.
CACACACUACUGCGUGGUCUUCACUCGUCAACCCACACUCACACUCACACUCACACUCACACCCACACUCACACCCACACUCACACCCACACCCACACUCACACCCACACCCACACUCACACCCACACCCACACGCCCACUCACUCUCACAAUACCCAAGACUCAUGUUAUGAGUGAUCAAGACAUGCGCAUUCGACCAGCCGGCCGGCCAGCUGUAUCAAGAUGAUCGCACACUCAAGCGACAGGUGUCCGCUUAGCCUGCGUCUGGUGGACAUCGAUGCCAGGAACUGUGGAGCGCGAGACCUGGAGCAGUCGCUGACCCGCGAUCAGAUUCCCUUCACCACGGCUCAUAGCCGAGGUAUUUGGGAAUGGCUAGACCCCCAACAUCUUCGUGCUUCACUCACCCCAACCUCUGCAGGUGGGGAUGUAGAUCACACAACUUCUGCCACACUGGCCGGCAAGAGCUCCAACACCAGCUCCAGCUCUCUUUUGCUGCAGUCUUCAGCUAGCGUCGCAACAAAGACGUCCACAACAGCUCAUCCUUCCCCUUUACCCUCUCUGCCUACCUCGUCUUCAUCCUCCACCUCCAUCUCCGGUUCUGUCUCUGCCUCUGCCGACGGCGGCGCAUCUGCUGGGCGGAAAAGACAGAGGGCUGAAGGCAGUGAUGCUCAUCUGCUGGAUGCGCAGUCUACCCCUCACAAGACGAGGUCAUCUCCGGCAUCGAUGAGCAGCCAGUCUAAUACGUAUGUCGACAACAUCGGCACGCAACUCUUGGGCGACGUUCAAGGCAAACAUUGCCCGCAAUACCUCGUCGUCGAGCUUGCAGAGGGCGGGCAGGCUUUGCUCGACGCUUGGCUGCAAGAUGAUGGACUGAAAGGAAAGCUCAAAAGUUUGAGAUGCUGUUUGGUGGAGCGCAAGCGCAAGGGCAAUGAGAACGAUCUGCACCGUCUCAUCACCGACUUCGUCAAUCAGCUCGCAGACGUUUGCGCUCGACCGCUCGAUGCGGACGCCGAGGCCAAGGCCGAAAGCGCCGGCUGGCCAUCAGCUGCUCGAAUGCUACUCUGCCAGCGUCGCGCAGUAGCGCAAGGAGACGACGGCGUGACCCUUUGCGAGCGUAGUUUGACAUCUGAUGAUGAGCGAGCGGAGAAUUUGUUGCGACCCGACAUCACCUUUGGCGAUGCGGAUGUGUCUGCGAUUCCCAAACCUCGUAGACGGUGGAGCGACAUCACCGCAGUCAUAGAGGUCAAGUUGCAGCGCAAUAAAGAUGGCCGAGCCCACAUUAUGCAGCAAAUUCUUUGCUAUUCGCGCAACCUCCUUUGCGACCAUCCAGUGGCCCGGUGGGUUCAUGGGGUGACGUGGUGUGGCGAUCUAGUGAGGCUUUGGCAGGUUGAGGCGAAUGGGUACGCCGUCAGCCGCGCCUACUCAAUCCACAGCGAGGCAGACGUUGCAGAGAUCGCAAAGAUCAUGCUACUGUGCAUGCAUCCCCAUGUCCUGCCAUCCUGGGAUCCAAGGCGAACAGGCAGCAUUCAGCGCAGUCCAUCUGGAUGCAUUGGUCUACACCAAGACGAGGCAAAAAGGGUAAAAGUCUUCAUCAGACCGGCGCUCGUAGGUUCGCGCACCGUCUUGUUCUGCUUCGACCGCUCUGCUGUGGACGUCAAGAAGUCGAGCCUGGUCGACAACGAGCGCCAAGCGCUCUCUGCAAGCGGGAGCACUCUCUUUGUCAAGGCGACUUGGCGCACUGCUCGCCUAUAUAGUCGCGAGACGAACAUUCUGCAACGCAUUCAGGCAGGGAAGCGCUUGCUGCGAGAGAACCAAAAUGGGAUGUGGAAGGAUAUAGUUGCCCCGCUCCCGUUUGGGAUGGUGCAAGAGGCCGGAUGGGAGACGCAGAUUCGCCGCGGCACGACUCUGAGAUUGGACAUUUCAGCCUUCUGCCAACCAUUUGGCCAGUCCAUCUCUCCUCUGACCGCAGAGGUCGAUUUAGCGCAAGUAUUUGGCCAAUUUUGCAGGCAACUUGCAGCGUAUGCAGAAAUCGGUGUGCAUUACCGCGACCUCAACGCCGGUAAUGUGCUCAUGCUCCCUCGCACACAGCAAAGCUGCGCCCGCCUGGUGCUCGCGGACCAUGGCAAUGCUCGAUUUGGGGUCAGUCUUCUAGCACUUGCCCCGAGUCACUCGGAGGAUGAAGAGGGCUGGCUACAGAUCGCCGACGACGACGCUCGCUCAGCAAACAGCCGCUUUCUCCCUGUCUCGGCGCACGAUGGCGCGCGAUACGUCUCAGAGCAUAAGGACAUGGUCGCCGAGUAUUCUGCGAGCGAAAAGUCUUUGAUGGGCGCCUCGACUGACGAAGAGAGAGCUGACUUGGAGGCCGAUCUUGAGGCAAUUGGCAAGAAAGUUGCGCGUCUUCGCAAGAGCGCAUAUCUCUGUCUUCACAGGUACACUGAUGACUUGGAGUCUCUGCUGUAUCUUCACUUGAACACGUUAUCCUCAAAAUGCCCAAAACCGCGACUCAACCUAGCGAAGUCAGAGUUGCCGACGCUCGCGGAGCGGAUCCACAAGCAUUUAGACAAGGCGACGAAAAAGACACACUGGGAUCUCUCUUGGCGAAGUCUCACCAGGGACUUGCAUUCGGCGUCAAUCACAACAGCGGCAUGGGCUGAUACUAUUUACAGGGUGCAUGGCGCUAUAAGGCGAGGCCAACGUGCCAUGCAGACAAUCUUGUCGGAUCACUUCGACAAGGAGAUUGCUCUGGUGCCGCACGGCUCCAAGCAGCCCAGGGGAGUCUCGCAGCUGCCGGUCCAGGAUGUCGAGCGCGAAUGUUUUCGAGAAGUCGCUCAGCUUUUCGAAAUGUUUUUGGAGGACCAUCACGGGAAA